ACUUAUGAAGGUGGAUUCGGUGCACAACCAGGAAUCGAAGCCCAUGGAGGCUAUACGUUUUGCGCGGUGGCUGCUCUAUGCCUACUCGGUCGUGCAGAUUUGAUCAAUAUUCCACGCUUGUUACAUUGGGUCGCUCAUAGACAAAUGGCUAGUGAAGGUGGAUUCCAA
Echinostoma caproni is the source of this 168-nucleotide messenger RNA. The record is from the annotation of a GenBank genome assembly. Lineage: Eukaryota; Metazoa; Platyhelminthes; Trematoda; Plagiorchiida; Echinostomatidae.